Molecule: messenger RNA, 1968 nt
Organism: Pichia kudriavzevii
Lineage: Eukaryota; Fungi; Ascomycota; Pichiomycetes; Pichiales; Pichiaceae
Exons: 1
Coding region: 1-1968 (655 amino acids)
Biological process (GO): cell differentiation; negative regulation of transcription by RNA polymerase II; anatomical structure morphogenesis
Molecular function (GO): RNA polymerase II cis-regulatory region sequence-specific DNA binding; DNA-binding transcription factor activity, RNA polymerase II-specific
Source: RefSeq, a predicted model, not a curated record
AUGACUGGUCCUGACUAUAAGACUUCUUUGCCCCCUCUGGCGAAAAUCAUCUCUCCUAAACAGUCACCUUCAAACCUUAACAUGAAUCAAGAUACUCUCUCCAAUCUGGAUUUACAUUCGAAAAUCCAGUCCCCCAUCCAACAGGUUCCUCAGAAUCAUCAAACUCAGCAGGUUCAACCAUCUCUGUUUUACCCAGCAGCUAGUAACCCUGCAAUGUCUGAAUCAAACGUUCUGAAAUCAAUGAAUGACUUCUCGAAUCAGUUGAGUCAGUCAAAUUCCUCUCAACAUUUACCGGGAUUAUACCAAAACUUGAAUCUUAUGAGGCCUAAUUCUAACGACUCCUCUCAUCAGUCAUUUCUAAAUCAGGAAAAUUUGGAUCUUUCAAAUAAUGACUUAUUGAGACAGAGACAACAAUCUCCCUUGAUUAAUAACUUCUACCAUAACUUACAGCCUAAUGGCUUCAGACAGUCCCCAAAUCCACUUCUACAACAAGUUCCCUUGGCGUAUCAUCAUCAGCAACAACAACAGCAGCACCAACAACAGCAGCAGCAGCAGCAAAAUCUUCAACAGAAUAAUCAACAACAAAUGUUUCAGCUUCACCAACAAUAUCAGUUCCCUCAACAGGUACAACCUAUCCAAUUUAAUGACCAUCUUCAUGUACAACAAGACUUUUCCCAACAAACACAAACUCUAGAACCUCCACAGAACAUCCCAACUAAGUGCACCUGUAAACAAAACCAGGCAAAGAGAAUCCCUAGACCUAGAAAUGCCUUCAUUUUAUUUAGGCAAAAACACCACCAGGCCUUGAUCGAGGAAGGAAAUCAACUGAAAUCCAAUCCUGAAGUUUCUAAAGAGUUGGGUGAAAAGUGGAGAGCAUUGAGUGAUGAAGAGAAGCAAUAUUGGAACAAUUUAGCUGAAGAGGAGAAAAGAUUACAUGCUGAGAAGUAUCCUGGUUAUAAAUAUACUCCCAAAAGAAAAAGCAAAAAGAAAUGUGAUUUUUGUCUAUAUAAACAAAAACUGAAAUUACAGAUGGCAGAGAAGGCGGCUGCUCGGAGAAUCGAAAAGGAACAGAAACGUUUGGAGAAACAGUACAAGCAAAAAUUGUCACAACAGGCCAAACAAAUGAAGGUUAUGUCUACCUCUCCUUUGACGAUGCAACAGCAACAACACCAAUUACAGCAGCAACAGCAACCAAUGCAGCUAAAUGAAUUUGCAAACACCACACUUCAGAACCAUAUUUUCAAUGACAUGAAUUUAUCAAAUUAUCAAAAGUAUGCUCAACAAAUUCAGCAAAUGAGAACGCCUACUCCUAACUCAACUUCAUCAACCCCGCUUCAUGCAUCUAACCCUUAUUACAAUUCAGCUUUCACUUCUUAUAGUCAGCAACAACAACAGCAGCAACAGCAACAGCAACACCCGCAACAACAACAACAGCAGCAGCAGCAACAACAACAAUCAUCAAUAAAGGCUGAUGACUUGAAGCCUUUUUUAUUUAACAAUAUAGGCACUUUCCAGCGCCCUCAGAUGGGCGAUGGACGUCAAUCACCAUUAGCUUUACAAACACCAAACUCUACUUCACCUUCAAGUUAUAACAACAGUUUAGCUAGCUCAAAUAAUUUACGUGUGAUGCAACAACAUCAGCAUCUACCUUACCAGGCUUCCGAGCCAGACCAUCCGAGCCAAAGUCACCAUGACAAUCAAAAUCCCUCUCAAAACCAACAAAAUAACAACCCUACUUCAUCGAGUACAACUGCAUCUUCUCUAUUCACCGAACAAAACCAUCCUAGUAGAAACGCUACUCCCUUGGUGAAUGAAUCUGAAACAAAAAAUGCAGACAGCCAAGAUCACUCGUUCUCUAGAGUUGAUGAACAAGGUACCUCGAAUGCAUCUUCCGUCAAUCAGAGUACUUCUUUACCUUCAAUCAAUGCGUUAUCUUUGCCACCAUUAAAUAUCCAGCAAAAUAACUGA